Molecule: messenger RNA, 2360 nt
Organism: Sphaerulina musiva SO2202
Lineage: Eukaryota; Fungi; Ascomycota; Dothideomycetes; Mycosphaerellales; Mycosphaerellaceae
Product: DNA replication complex GINS protein PSF2
Exons: 3
Coding region: 1-804 (267 amino acids)
Biological process (GO): double-strand break repair via break-induced replication; DNA replication
Cellular component (GO): nucleus; GINS complex
Source: RefSeq, a predicted model, not a curated record
AUGGCCCUCCCACUCCCACCAGGCCUCACGCCCAACGAAGUAGGCUUCCUCUGCGAAAUGGAACUGGUCACAGUAAUUCCCCGCCAAAGACUCGAAGGGCUCGAGCUGCUAGGCGGCCCGACAGACCGCCUCAACCCCCCAUUUCCAACCCAACUCCCCCUCUGGCUCGCCCUCCUCCUCAAACGCCAAAAACGCGCAAACAUCUCCCCUCCACCCUGGCUCUCCCCCACCUCUCUCCAAUCCCUCCUCGAUCUCGAAACCGACCCCAUUCUCGCCGGCGCCCUCGCUCCCGGCCCCGACCUCCCACCAGCACCACCCACCGCCCAAACCUCCAACUCGAGCAACGAACCCCCCAAUCUUCUCUACCUCGACCCCCCCUCCUCCACCUGGCAAACAAGAAGUCCUCCUUUUCUCCCCGACAGCAAUACCAAACGAGCGCAACCAGACGCUCUACCCUAUCAUUGGAACGAGCUGGGAUUUUUGCUGUUGACGCACGCGAGUGAAGAUUUUGCGGAACCGGAUGUCACGCGGAGACUGUUGCGGGAUUUGCGAGAGGUGAGAAUGAGUAAAUUGCGCAAAGGGUUUAAAGCGCUGGAGGCUGGUGCGGGUUUGAAAGUUAAUGGUGUGGGUGCUAUGGAGGUUGCGGAGAUUAGAGGGUUUGUGGGUGGGGUUGUGGAUGGGUUGAGGAGACUCAACGCCUCUCGGGAAGAUUCACAGAGAGAGGCAGAAGGAGAUGAUGAUCAGGAUGCUCUAGGUGGUAGUAGUAGUUACUACCAGGACGAUGAUGAUACGAUGGACAUAUGAGCUAGAUCGGGGUUCAGAAAAGACCCACUCCCAGUGCUGGCUCAUAAUAAGACAGUGACAGCGAAUGAUGCUUCUUGCAUGCAGACAUGCAUCUCGACACAGGAAUGAAAAGGCAACUUUGUAUCGGCACAGCUUGCCUAGGCUCAAGACUUGAAAUCUCGUACAGAUUCCACUGCAGCAUCAAACAGAGUAGAGUGCGAAGGCGAAGUGGACACAUUCAUAUAUUUAUGCUGCGCGGCGAUAUAGUACCUUCCUUACUGUACGCCAUUCGACUCGAUUGGUUGUACAUUGCCACAUCGACCCUACACCCGUUUCGACUCCGUCCGUGCGGAGUACUUUACUCUAGAUUCCAUUUCCUUGCCCUCGACCUGAAUACUGUCCCGAGGGCUGGUGGUGGUACGUACCUCAAAAGGAACCCAUCUCUCAUCGGCGUAGACUCCGCCUUGCUUCGCCAUAUAUAUACAAGCGCAGCCAUAAGCGCGUUCUGCUUCAUCGCGGCUGUCGCCUGAGUCGAACCCCUGUCGACAUCCGAUAUUCCGCGAAACCUGCAUGCGGACUGUAUUUUUGCGUUGCUGAACAUCUUUUUUGGCUGGUCGACUGCCCUUGUUCUCACAAGGUUCGUGGACUGGUGGUGUCAUGAGCAUCUCCUCCACCCCACGCAAGAUUAUGCCUCCACGGGCGUUGGGCUCUCUCCAGAUCGGACCCACGCAGUGAUGCCCACAUCUGGCUCAACCUCUGGCCAAGGCUUCUUGAUCGCAUCCUGUAUCGUGACAAUGGAAUUCCGUGGCCCAGGAACCGCACCCUGCACCACCACAAUCCCGUUUUCUCGGUCCACCUUCAUGACCCUCAAAUUCUGCACCGUACAAUUCUCCGCCCCCAUUCUUCCGGCCAUCUUCUUACCAGGUAAGACUCUCGAACCGGAUCCCUGAGACGCACCUGCAGAACCCAUCGCACGAUGUGUCAAACUGGUACCGUGCGAAGCAGGCUGACCGCUGAAACCCCAUCUUUUCAUACCACCCGCAAAACCCAUACCGCGCGUCACGCCUCGAGCGUCGACAAACUGCCCUUCUUGAAACAGAUCGGCUGAGAUCACAGACCCGACCGCCGGAAGCCCUUGUUCAUUUUUGACGCGAAAUUCUGCCAAUUCCUUCUUGAUAGGAACACCUUGCGCGGCAAAAUGCCCCCUCUCCGGCCGCGUCACGUUUCGCGCUUCUUUGGUACCGAAGCCGACUUGUACUGCCCAAUAGCCAUGUAUUUCUCGUCGUUUGUGACUGACGACCUGACAUCGGUCCAGCUGGAGCACUGUGCAAGGUUCCCGUUUCGCAGUUGUUGGAUCGUAGAUUCCUGUCAUGCCUUUCUUGAUUGCUAUCGCCCCUGUCCGCAGCGGAAAGUUGUGUUCUCUGCGCUCGAAGGCGGCUUUGGCGGUGGCCUGGAGGGUGGGCAGGCUUUUCCCAUGAUUAAAUUUGUGGAGCUUUUUGGGAGGUGCUAUUGAGCGUAUGGUUCGGAUGAAUUGGCGUGGUAGCGAGGGACAGAGGAAUCGCGGGGGCAGCGCAAGA